Helianthus annuus (common sunflower) is the source of this 6992-nucleotide messenger RNA. RefSeq names its product protein CELLULOSE SYNTHASE INTERACTIVE 1. Bases 445 to 6738 code for a protein of 2097 amino acids. NCBI's taxonomy places the organism in Eukaryota, Viridiplantae, Streptophyta, Magnoliopsida, Asterales, Asteraceae. The transcript has 8 exons. Gene Ontology annotation, cellular component: cellulose synthase complex. Gene Ontology annotation, biological process: regulation of cellulose biosynthetic process; anisotropic cell growth. The record is from RefSeq and is a predicted model, not a curated record. Gene Ontology annotation, molecular function: microtubule binding.
GCCAAGCCACAAGUGAGCCGAAUAGCCAACUCGGAGUGAGCUGUCGGUGGCUGGCACCCCACCGCCACCUCUAUUAUACACACUUGUUUGUUAAAUACUCUUCUUCUUCUUCACACACACAUACACACACACACUAGUGGUGUUUGUUUGUUUGUUCUUUCUUUUUCUGUUACGAAAUUCCUCAAAUGUGCUAGAUCAACGGAUCUGUAUCUCCCGAUUCCAUUUGCCAGUGGAAACGAUCGGGAUUUACGUGUGGUUAUACUGUUAUUAGCAGCGUGACUCGGAGUUGGAGGUAGAUCUGAUUUUGUAUUAGUGAUUUGAGUUAGUGGAGUCAAGCUGGCGGCACAGGUCGGUCGGCGGUUAUCUGCCGGAAGCAAUGGCAUCAAUCAUCUGGAAAGAAAUGGGAGUGAAAGAGAACCUCCGACUCCACAGUCCCUAAUAAAAAUGGGCUCUAGAGAGAGGAGUAGCAUGGAGGAUCCAGAUGGUACAUUAGCAAGUGUUGCCCAAUGCAUUGAGCAAUUACGACAAAAAACAUCAUCUCCACAAGAAAAGGAGUUCAAUUUAAAGCAGUUGCUAGACCUGAUCAAUACACGUGAAAGUGCAUUCAGUGCUGUUGGCUCACAUUCUCAGGCAGUCCCGGUUCUAGUCUCUCUCUUGCGUUCCGGGUCACUUGGGGUGAAGAUGCUAGCAGCUACAGUUUUGGGUUCCAUGUGUACAGAAAACGAGCUACGGGUUAAAGUAUUACUCGGGGGUUGUGUUCCUCCACUUCUCGGUCUUCUAAAGUCAAAUUCUCCAGAAGGUCAACUCACAGCUGCGAAGACCAUUUAUGCGGUUUCUGAAGGUGAUGCUAAAGAUCAUGUGGGGUCCAAAAUUUUUGCCACUGAAGGGGUUGUGCCUGUGCUCUGGGAACAGCUCGAAAAGGGUCUCAAAUCUGGGCAUGUGGUUAAUGGUUUGCUGACUGGUGCUUUGAGAAAUCUUUGUAACAACACUGAAGGUUUUUGGUCAGCAACAAUUAAAGCUGGUGGAGAUGAUAUUCUAGUUAAAUUACUCAUGUCUGACCAGCCAAACACUCAAGCAAAUGUUUGUUUUCUCCUGGCAUGUAUGAUGAUGGAGGAUGCAACCGUAUGUUCAAAGAUAUCAACUUCCGAGACUACUAAACACCUUCUUGAUCUACUGGGGCCCGAUUAUGAAGCUCCUGUUAGAGCACAAUCAGCAGGUGCGUUGAAGUCUCUUUCAGCUCAGAGCAAACAAGCAAGAAGAGAUAUAGCAAGUUGUAAUGGCAUUCCUUCAUUGAUUAAUGCUACAAUAGCUCCUUCGAAAGAGUUUAUGCAAGGUGAAGAUGCUCAAGCUUUACAGGCGAAUGCCAUGUGUGCUCUUGCAAACAUUUCUGGUGGGUUAUCACAUGUCAUCACAAGUCUUGGUCAAAGUCUUGACUCGUGCACGUCACCUGCACAGGUGGCGGAUACAUUAGGAGCUUUGGCUUCUGCUCUUAUGAUAUACGACAGUAAAGCAGAAAGUACCCGAGCUUCAGACCCGUCAGAUAUUGAGCUGACGUUAAUUAGACAGUUUAAGCCUCGUUUACCGUUUUUAGUCCAAGAACGUACCAUAGAAGCUCUUUCCAGUUUGUAUGCAAAUCCGAUAUUUGCGAGCAAACUUGCGAAUUCUGAUGCAAAACAUUUACUGGUUGGUUUGAUCACAAUGGCAGUCAAUGAAGUUCAAGACGAGUUGAUAAAAUCCCUACUAAUUUUAUGCAAUAAUGAGGGGAAUUUAUGGCAUGCUCUUCAGGGUCGUGAAGGUGUUCAGAUGUUAAUUUCUCUUCUUGGGCUUUCAUCAGAGCAGCAGCAGGAAUGUGCUGUUGCAUUGCUUUGUCUUCUGUCCAACGAGAACGAUGACAGUAAGUGGGCCAUCACAGCUGCUGGUGGCAUACCGCCACUCGUUCAAAUUCUUGAAACAGGGUCCGCUAAAGCACGUGAAGAUUCUGCAACAAUUCUUGGUAAUCUAUGUAAUCACAGUGAAGAUAUAAGGAACUGUGUCGAGAGUGCUGAUGCGGUUCCUGCUUUAUUAUGGCUUUUGAAGAAUGGAAGUUCAAAUGGGAAGGAAAUUGCAGCCAAGACAUUGAACCAUUUGAUUCAAAGAUCAGAUACAGCAACUAUAAGUCAACUUACUGCACUGUUGACCAGUGAUCUUCCUGAGUCUAAGUUUCAUGUUUUGGAUGCAUUAAAAAGUCUGCUUUCAAUCGCCCCGCUUUCUGAUUUACUACGUGAAGGUAGUGCUUCUAAUGAUGCAAUUGAAACGAUGAUCAAGAUUUUGACCUCUACAAAUGAAGAGACUCGAGCUAAUUCAUCAAUGGCGCUUGCUGGAAUCUUUAAUCUGAGAAAGGACUUGCGUGAAAGCAGUAUUGCUGUAAAGACUCUUUCCUCUUUAAAGAAACUUCUAAAUUCUGAAUCUGAGAGCAUUUUGGCAGAGUGUUGUGGAUGCCUUGCUGCAAUUUUUAUAUCAAUCAGGGAGAAUGAUGACGUGGCGGUUAUUGGCAGGGACUUGCUGCCUGCAUUACUGACACUUGCAAAAUCUCCAGCUCUGCAAGUUGCAGAACAGGCAUUAAGUGCUUUAGCGACCCUUUCGUUGGAUAAAGAAGUUCCCGCAAAGAUUUCUCCUGAAGAAAUUAUUACGGCUGCUACAAGGGUCCUUCGUGAAGGAACAACAAACAAAAGGAGCCAUGCAGCAGCAGCAAUCGCUCGGCUUCUUGAUUCUCGGAAAACAGAUUCUAGCUUAACUGAAUAUGUAAAUCAAACGGGAACCGUUCUUGCAUUGGUUUCCUUCAUAGAGUCAACUAAUUGUGUAUCUAUUGCUGCAUCAGAUGCAAUUGAUGCACUCACUGUUUUGUCAAGAUUAAAAGGUUCACCGGGGCACAUCAAAUCUGCAUGGCAAGUGCUCGUUGAGAAUCCCGACAGGGUAAUUCCGAUUGUUUCAUUCAUGAAGGGUGCAACCGCCGUUUUACAAGAUAAAGCCAUAGAAAGUUUGUCAAGGCUUUGCCAUGAUCAAUGCAUAGUUCUUGGUAAUGCGAUUACAAGGUCCAGCGGUUGCACUUCAUUGAUUGCAAAAAGAGUAAUUGAUUCUUCGAACCCAAUUGCGAGAAUUGGUGGAACUGCACUUCUUGUUUGUGCCACAAAGGCAAAUAUCGAUAGAGUUAUGGAGGACCUUCAUGAAGCACAUUUGCAUUCCCAUAUGAUUCGAUCUCUAGUCUCGAUAUUAAGCUCUCCAAAUUAUUCUGAUUUGGAAGACCUGAACGCUAUAAGUAUCUGCAGAUGUUCCAAAGAUGAGCAACUUACUGGUACGUCAGUUAUAAACGGUGCCGGUAUCUCUCUAUGGCUACUUUCUGCUUUUGCUAGCCAUGUGGCAAAAUACAAAAUUGAGAUUAUGGAGGCAGGAGCUGUUGAAAUUCUCACCGGAAGAAUCUCACGUCUAUUUUCAUACAGCCAGUUGGAUGUCGAUGAGGAUAAUAGCAUCUGGAUAUGCACACUACUAUUAGCAAUCUUAUUUCAAGAUAGGGAUAUAGUACGAACAAGUGCAACAACAAAAGCUAUUCCAGCUCUAGCUAGUUUAUUGAGGUCAGAGGGUCCUGCCAAUAGAUAUUUUGCUGCACAAGCUAUAGCUAGUCUAGUCAGCAAUGGAAGCAGAGGAACUCUUCUAUCUGUUGCUAAUUCAGGGGCUGCAGCCGGGCUUAUAUCCAUGCUUGGGUGUGCUGAUGUGGACACACUCGAUCUUUUACAACUGUCAGAAGAGUUUUCUCUCGUUCAUUACCCAGAUCAAGUCGCUCUUGAGAGAUUAUUCAGGGUCGAUGACAUUAGGGUCGGUGCUACUUCCAGAAAGUCAAUCCCAGCUCUUGUUGACUUACUGAAACCAAUCCCAGACCGGCCUGGUGCACCGUUUCUUGCACUUGGACUUCUAAUUCAGCUUACGGGAGAUAGCCCGUCAAACAAGAUCGUCAUGGUUGAGUCUGGUGCGUUAGAAGCUUUGACGAAAUACCUUUCACUUGGCCCGCAGGAUGCCACUGAGGAAGCUGCUACCGUUCUACUUGGCAUCCUAUUCAGCACUGCUGAAAUACGAAAACACGACUCGGCAUUUGGUGCGGUGAGUCAGCUUGUAGCCGUCUUGCGUAUGGGUGGAAGACGUGCACGUUAUAGUGCUGCUAAGGCCCUAGAGAAUCUGUUUUCUGCCGAUCACAUAAAAAAUGCAGAAUCUUCUAGACAAGCGGUUCAACCAUUGGUGGAAAUUUUGAACACCGGUUUGGAGAAAGAACAGCAUGCGGCUAUUGGUGCACUAGUGAGACUACUCAGUGGAAAUCCGUCAAGAGGUCUCAACGCUUCAGAUGUCGAGUUAAAUGCAGUGGAUGUUCUUUGUAGAAUCAUUUCAUCAGAUUGUUCACUAGACUUAAAAGGGGAUGCUGCUGAGUUAUGUUGUGUGUUAUUUGAAAACUCAAGAAUAAGAUGUUCAGUCACCGCUGGUCGUUGUAUCGAGCCUUUGGUUUCGCUUCUUGCUACUGAAUUUAGUCCAGCUCAGCAUUCGGUUGUGCGUGCACUGGACCGACUUCUAGACGAGGAGAAUUUGGCUGAAUUAGUGGCUGCACAUGGUGCAAUAAUUCCUCUUGUAGGUCUUUUCGAGAGCCAAAAUUACAUGCUUCAUGAAGCAAGUUGUGGAGCCCUUGUUAAAUUGGGGAAAGACAGGCCUUCUGUAAAGACCGAAAUGGUGAAAGCUGGAGUUAUCGAGAGUGUACUUGAUAUCCUUCCGGAAGCACCUGAUUUUCUCUGUGCUGCUUUUGCUGAAGUACUCAGAAUAUUGACGAAUAACGCUGCAAUAGCUAAGGGUCAAUCUGCAGCAAAGGUGGUCAAACCUCUUUUCUUGCUGUUGACAAGGCCCGAGCUUGGACCUGAUGGUCAGCAUAGUGCUUUACGCGUUCUAGUAAACAUAUUGGAGCAUGACCAGUGUCGUGCGGACCACACUUUGACUCCACAGCGAGCCAUUGAACCGCUCAUUCGGUUACUAGAUUCUCCCGUUACGGUGGUCCAGCAGUCAUCAGCAGAGCUUUUAUCUUAUCUGCUUCUGGAAGAAAGUUUCCAGAAAGAUUCUAUAAUACAGCAAGUAAUCGGUCCAUUAAUGCGGGUUCUCGGUUCGGGCAUUCCAAUAUUGCAGCAACGGGCUCUAAAGGGUCUUGUUAGCAUUGCCUUAACUUGGCCUAAUGAAAUUGCAAAAGAAGGUGGUGUAAGUGAACUAUCAAGAGUCAUAUUAUUAGCGGACACUGUUCUUCCUAAUCCUCUAUGGGAAUCUGCUGCUACUGUUUUAUCUAGUAUUUUACAGUAUAGUUCUGAGUUCUAUUUGGAAGUACCUAUUGCGGUUUUAGUAAGGUUGUUACAUUCAGGCUCAGAAGGAACCGUAAUCGGUGCAUUAAACGCACUUUUAGUUCUCGAAAGUGAUGAUUCCAGCAGUGCAGUAGCCAUGGCUGAAAGUGGUGCAAUUGAGGCUCUUUUACAACUUCUUCGAUGCCAUCUGUGCGAGGGAACCGCUGCAAGACUAUUAGAAAUUUUAUUACAUAAUGUGAAAAUCAGAGAAACGAAAGCUACAAAAUCGGCUAUUAUACCGCUAUCGCAAUAUUUGUUGGAUCCGCAAACUCAAGCUCAACAGGCGAGAUUGUUGGCGACUCUCGCUCUUGGGGAUUUGUUCCAGAAUGAAGCUUUGGCUCAAUCUACUGAUGCUGCUGUUGCCUGUAGGGCUUUGGUGAAUUUGCUUGAAGAUCAACCGUCAGAAGAAAUGAGAAUGGUGGCUAUGUGUGCUUUGCAGAAUCUUGUGAUGUAUAGUCGGUCUAACAAAAGAGCAGUGGCGGAAGCUGGCGGUGUUCAGGUGGUACUGGAUCUGAUUGCUUCAAGUGAUGGUGAUAUUUCGGUUCAGGCUGCAUUGUUUAUUAAACAUCUUUUCUCUAACAAUGCCAUCCAAGAGUAUGCUUCAAUUGAAACUGUCAGAGCUAUAACUGCUGCUAUUGAAAAGGAUUUAUGGGCGAAUGGAACAGUGAACGAAGGGUAUUUGAAGGCUCUAAAUGCACUUUUUGGUAAUUUCCCACGUUUGAGAGCCACCGAACCUGCAACCUUAAGCAUCCCACACCUAGUGACCGCCCUUAAAUCUGGCUCAGAACCAACUCAAGAAGCUGCAUUAGAUGCACUCUUUCUUCUCAGGCAAGCUUGGUCAGCUUGCCCACCUGAAGUCUCUAGCGCCCAAUCAACUGCUGCUGCUGAUGCAAUACCAUUGUUACAGUUUUUGAUCCAAUCGGGCCCUCCGAGAUUUCAUGAAAAAGCUGAAUUCUUGCUGCAGUGUUUGCCCGGGACAUUAACGGUUGUAAUUAAGCGUGGCAAUGAUCUGAAACAGUCCGUUGGAAACCCUAGUGUAUACUGUAAAGUUACACUGGGCAAUACUCCAACAAGGCAAACCCAGAUCGUAUCAACGGGACCUAAUCCCGAGUGGGAUGAGAGCUUCACGUGGUCCUUCGAAAGUCCUCCAAAGGGCCAGAAGCUACAUAUCUCAUGCAAGAAUAAAAGCAAGAUGGGGAAGAAAUCGUUCGGGAAAGUGACGAUCCAAAUCGACCGCGUUGUGAUGAUGGGCGCAGUGGCUGGUGAAUAUGCAUUGCUGCCACAAAGCAAAAGUGGGGCCCAGAGGAAUCUUGAAAUAGAAUUUCUCUGGUCAAACAAGUGAAGUAACCUGGGUCUAGUAUAUAGCCAUCCCUCCACACAUCAGAAAACCCAUUACAUUUUCUUUUCCGGUAUCUUUUUUUUUUUUUUUGAAAGUUAAUUAAAACAAAUGAGUAGUAUAUAAUGUUUUAUCUGGUUUAUUUUUUUGUAGAAUUGAAAGUAUAGCCAUGAGAUGUAUAACCAACUUUCUUUUGUAUUGUUUGCCUGUUGUAAUAUAUUGUUAUAUGUAAUGUAAUGACGAUUGAUUGAUUUCGGGUC